UUCCGAUGCCAUCGUCUAGUCUGAAAAUUGGAACUAUUAGCGGAAUAGCAGCAGGUUGUUUGAUCGCAGUAAUUGUGUUUGUCAUACUCGGAGUUCUUCUAAUGAGAAGACUAAGAAACACAGCCAAGGAAAACUCAUCAAAUGAAAUGGUGGUACUACCGAACAGGGAAGAACAAUCAAAAAGUGUUACCAAUGUGUAUUCAAAUGUUAGCUUUGAUAAAGAUGAUGUGCCAGAUGUGGACAACACCUAUAUGGUUAUGGGUAUUGAAGACAACCACAACGAGUACUACAAUGUUAACUGCUUACCUGUAGCUACAGGAAUUGAAGUUGGCAAGCUGGCUGCAAUCGUUGCCAAAACAUCGGAAGAAGACUUUUUAAAAGAAUUUAAUGAACUGCCUGCUGGUUUUACCACUACAUACGAGGAGUCACAGAAACCCGAAAAUAGACUGAAGAACAAAUUUCAGGGAUAUUAUCCUUAUGACCACAACAGAGUUCCAUUGGAAUUACUUCCAGAAAUUCCAUGUUCUGAUUACAUCAAUGCCAGUUUUAUUUCGGGCUGUGUAACAGAGAAGAGGUAUAUUGCAGCUCAAGCACCAAAGGAUAUAACUUUGUUGGAUUUUUGGAGAAUGAUUUGGCAAGAAGGCUGCCAUACCAUUGUUAUUCUUACAAACCUGGUUGAAAUGGGCAAGCAAAAAUGUCUUCAAUACUGGCCAGAGACGACAGUGCGGGAGUAUGGUGAUAUCAAGGUGACCUUGGAUGAACAAAUAGAAAAAACUUUUUACACAAUGCGUCUGCUUAAGGCCGUUCAUAAAAAGACAGAUGAAGAGAGACUGAUAAAGCAGUUUCAUUUCACCUCUUGGCCUGAUCAUGGGACUCCAGAUACUAUGAAUCUCAUUGAAUUUAUGUGGCUUGUCAAAUCUUGGGACAAAUCCAGAAGUGGUCCCAUGCUUGUUCACUGCAGUGCAGGGAUUGGUAGAACAGGUUCUUAUAUAUCAAUUGACACCUUAAUCGAUGAAGGUCAGAAAACUGGAAAGGCUGAUGUGAAACGUUUUGUCACUCAGCUAAGAGGUGAAAGGAAAAAUAUGAUACAAACAGUG
Molecule: messenger RNA, 1097 nt
Organism: Gigantopelta aegis
Lineage: Eukaryota; Metazoa; Mollusca; Gastropoda; Neomphalida; Peltospiridae
Product: receptor-type tyrosine-protein phosphatase epsilon-like
Exons: 10
Biological process (GO): protein dephosphorylation
Molecular function (GO): protein tyrosine phosphatase activity
Source: RefSeq, a predicted model, not a curated record